AUGCUUCCACAAAACGACCACACAUUCUCUCUUCAAGAAAAAGAACAAAUUCUUUUAAAUUUCUUACGAAAUGAGCUACAAAUGAAAGCUGAAACAGAAUAUCAUGAUCCUUCCGAUACCGUCGAUGAUUGGAAGAGAGCUCUCAAUGGAAGGUAUUCCGAUACUGAACAAGUACACUAUAAAUUAUGCAAGAAUUUCUUUCUUCACCACAAAAAAAAGAAACAGCAAAAGUUUUACGGAGUUGCUUUGGCUGAUACCAUGGUAGAUAUGAACAGCAUGUCCAAACAGCUUGGUUUGGGGUCUGGAAAUUUGAGGUUUGCUGACCCUGAGGAUUUGGCAACAUUUUUAGAUAUUCAGCCAGGUCAUGUCACUCCGCUAUGUUUUCAUGUGUUACACCCUAGUGUACAGAAACAAAGACCUGAUGUAUUGAAGAAGGGAAAUGAUGAAUCACCAUCUGUUGUGGAAAAUAUGAAAACACUUACAAUUAUUGUGGAUGCUGCUUUGUUAAGGAAAAAUUCAAAUACGUCUGCCACUACCAUGCUGCUUUUCCAUCCAUUGCACAAUUCAGCAAGCACGUCAAUGAGUCAGGAGGAAUUUGUUAAAUUUAUGAAAUCAUGUUUUGGUGAAGAAGCAUGGCAACAAGUCAUUGUGUAUGAUUUUGAAACAAAAACGAAAUUGACAAUACACGAUGUUGAUUUUAACUAG
Messenger RNA from Naegleria lovaniensis, 705 nucleotides. RefSeq lists its product as uncharacterized. The transcript has a single exon. The record is from RefSeq and is a predicted model, not a curated record. Gene Ontology annotation, molecular function: aminoacyl-tRNA deacylase activity. Bases 1 to 705 code for a protein of 234 amino acids. NCBI's taxonomy places the organism in Eukaryota, Heterolobosea, Eutetramitea, Acrasida, Naegleriidae.